CCGUGGCGCGCAAUAAAAGUAACGCAGCUGCGUAGCUCUGCCAUAUUUGUUUUAAUGACAAACUCAGAGAAAGUUUGAGAUAUUUUACCGUGUGAUAUCAAGAGACUUGAAAAGCUACCAAAUGCCAGCAGUUGGGUCAUUAUUGGCCCGUGCUAGAGGGUGUGCAUCUUUGCCGAGAGAGUUAAGGGGGCGGAUGGAUCAUGUCUAAGUAGGUGCGAAUACUCCAUCGAGAGACUGCAGCUAAUUAUCUUCCAUCAGUGGUCUGACUUGGCCCGACACCGGACAGCUACAGUAUGUCAGUCACAGGUCUUUAGGGUCGAACUCUUCUGGUGUGGCGCAAACAUGAUGCAGUGGACAGCGUGGACUCUCUGGUGCCUCCUGCUGGUUAGGGCAGAGAAUGCAGACGGUGGUCAGGACAGGCAGUGCUCGCUCACCCUGGCGGGGACGGAGCACCCGGUGCAGGGCUACCUGGAGCGUUUCGACGUGGGGCUGGGCUGUGCGGCCAGGGAGAGUGGUCCCCGCGAGACACACGUCAUCACUGUGGCCAGAGCUCCGAGCUCGACUGACCAGCAGGUUACGGUGCUCUUGAGGCCGUUGCCUCAUUACAAGCCUCUAGAUCGGGACGUGCUGCUGGUGCUGAGCUCCCAGCGUGCAGUGCGCUGGUGGCUGGAGGCGGACGGCUUACCUGCGGGCCUGCUGGUGGUGGCUCAGGCCUCGGGCAACUCCACGGUGGAGUCCCAGGGUGUGAAUGUGCGGGUGCAGCAGGUGGCCUCGCUGCCCUGGCGCCCGCGGGCACUGCUGCAGUGGAGCCUGCAGCGCUACCGCACCAUCUCCUCCCUCACCCACGCCGCGCACGCCAACCGCGUCUACGUCCGCCUGGGAGAGGAUACCAGUUUGUCCAGGGAGUGCCACCUGCAGUCUCUUUUCCUGUCUCGCAACUACCUGACAUCUGAAGUCCAGCCACAGGAAGUACAAGGCUGUGUCCUACCUGGUGCUGAGUCUGACCCGGAAGUACACAUCAUCAAACUAUGGUCUGCAGGAUCUGCCCUCUGUGGCAAUCUGCAGGUGGAGGUGUCAGUCUCGCUACUGCCCCCGGUGGCCAACAGCGGCGCGCACAAGCUGGUGCUCAUUCUCAGCAGCGCAGCUCCGGUGAACUGGGCCAUCACUGCCACAGGAAUCCGGGGACACAUAUUUGUCUACGCGUCCAACAGCGUGACCCCCCUCUACCCCCCAAGGCCCGAUCUGACCAUGACCAACAUGCUCAGCUACGACCUCCUCUCCACCUCAGACCUCCUGGAGUGGGCCAAUGAGAACGGCUUUCCCAGAGUGACCUCCUACACGGAGGCCGACCUGGCCAAUCGCUUUGUGAUCCGGCUGGCAGGCGGGGGAGCAGACCAGAACGUGAUGGUCCCCGUCAGACCACCCAGGCUGGGGGAGCCAGCGCCGGGGCAGUGGCUGACCGGGGACGGGGAAGCUCAGGAGGCCGUCAGCGUUCAGUGUCAGGAUGGUCAACUAGUCGUGGCUGUGGACAAACACACCUUACAGGCGCUGUCUCUUCCUCAGGCAGCGGUGACCUUGCGUGACCCCGGCUGCCUGGCCUCGUCCAAUGGGAGCCAUUUCCUCUUGGCGUUCCCAGUCAUUUCCUGCGGGACCGAGGGCUUGCUGGAGGGCAGAUCCCCAGCUCUUCAGUAUAAAAAUACGGUGUUGCUAUGGAGACAUAGGCUCCCAGCCCCGGAUCAGAAUGAGACAGCGCUGGAGUGGACCAAAGAGCAGUCUCCAGUGGCCAUACAUUUCAGUUGUGAGGCUCCAGGCUCUGCUCCUGUGAGACCUCCAGUGGUCCUCCCUACCCCUGGGUCUGGUGUGGGGUCAGGGGGCCGGCGGGGGGCCCAGAUGCUCCCUGUUCUCACCAUGCAGCUCUUUGUGACCGAACACUACGAGAAGAGGAGGACCGGACCCUGCGUCAUCACGGCCGACAACCGCGUCUAUGUGCAGAUUACCGCAGAAGGGGUCUUCAAAGGAGGCGUGGAGGUCCAGUCGUGCGUCGUGUCCCCCCACUCGGGCCCGCGCUUAUCGCCCAGCUGGCCGGUCAUCCUCAACGGCUGCUCACGGGAGUCCUCCUUCCUCCUCACCCCGCUGCGGAGGGAGAGCGGGCGCAAGGGAGGGGCGACCGAGGAAGAUGAGGACGAUGGGGAUGAAGACGAGGACGACAAAGAUGAGAUUAAGGAAGAUGAUGACGAUGAUGGUGAUGAUGAAGAGAAGGAGGAGGAUGACGACAAGGAGAGAGCCAGAGCCCUGUUGUCCAAGCAGCAGUUUGCGGGGCAUUCUGUGAGGAAGAGCAGGAUGAGGAGCCGGCGAGAUGGUGACGAAGGUCGGCCAGAGAGGGAGAGAGGAGCAAAGGACGAGGAGGAGAAGAAGGAGAAGAAGGAGAUGAAGAGGAAGAAGGAGGCCAAGCCGUCCCAUCUGAGGUUCAGCUUCGUGCUGCACCCCGUCUUCAACGACUCCGUCCACUUCCUGCACUGCAGCCUGCGCCAGUGUAGCCCUGGCGACCCCCGGCAGACGCCCACCGCGGCGCGGGCAGCGGAGAGAAGGUGCCAGGGCGGAGUGGCCAUCCCAGCCCUCAUCAAAGCCCAGCUCACCAGUCAGAAGGCCAACACCUCAUGUGAGUACAGGAAUCUGACCAGGCCCAUGUUCGUAACUAAACGUCUGCUUCCCCCUGCUGGCCAGCUGAAUCACAAGCCCGCCAUAUGUAAAUGUGUCCCCCCCGUAGGCCAAAGGAAUCACAAGCCCGUCAUGACACAAGCAGAGAUAGCGAUGCCGAAGUCCCUGCGUACCAGUGCAUCAGGUCAACACCGUGCGAUAGAGCCGUUGAAGCCCAGUCCUCUACAAAGUGGCUCAGGAGUGGGCACUGGACCCGUCCUUGGGAUUGUGUUCGCCGCUUUCUUGAUGGGCAUCUGCCUGAUGGGGGCACUAUGGUGCGUCUACUCUCGUACAGGAACAAGAGCUGAUGGGCCGCAGGGCAUAGAAAACAUGGGCAAGGAUGCCUGGAAUCAUGCGGCGCUUCUGGAACAUUCCAACACAGCUGUGUAGAGGCUGGUUCGGCAAACAUGGGGAAGCAACCACUUCGAAGCAAACCACUUUUGUGUUUGUAUAUGUGCAUAUGUGAGUGUGUGGUGUGAAUACUGGUCAUGUUUGAUGGUACAGUAUGUGUGUGUAUAUCUGUGUAUAUGUCUAUAUUGUGUUUAUGAUCUAUCUGAGUUUGUGUACUAUAUAUUUGUAUAUAUUUGAGAGCCUGAGUCUGGGAGGAAAUCAAAGCUAUAUUACAGAAGAUGUGAACUAUUUCUACCACUAACUGCCGCCAGACCCCAAACCAACCAUUUUACCCAACCCGUUGUGUAUACCAUGUACUGUUCAUCCAGUGGAUAGGCAUAACAUGUGCCAAUAUAUGUGUGACUGGGCAUUGCAUUACCCCUGUAAAGAGGACCCCCCCCCAACCCCACCACCACCACCCCCUUACCCCAGAGCAGAGUUGUGUCUCUGGCCCUAGGGUGCUGCUGCUUAAAUACAGACUGUGUGUGCUGAAGAAGUGCUCAUAUGUGUUGUGCACUAACUGGGACCCUGUGUGUGGUUGGUUUCUGUCUGUAAUGAAAUACAGUUGUUCUG
Sardina pilchardus (European sardine) is the source of this 3660-nucleotide messenger RNA. It is a transcript of the gene engl, whose product is annotated as endoglin, like. Gene Ontology annotation, cellular component: cell surface. Bases 343 to 3087 code for a protein of 914 amino acids. The record is from RefSeq and is a predicted model, not a curated record. Lineage: Eukaryota; Metazoa; Chordata; Actinopteri; Clupeiformes; Clupeidae. The transcript has 19 exons. Gene Ontology annotation, molecular function: glycosaminoglycan binding; transforming growth factor beta receptor activity; type II transforming growth factor beta receptor binding. Gene Ontology annotation, biological process: regulation of transforming growth factor beta receptor signaling pathway; cell migration; transforming growth factor beta receptor signaling pathway.